Salvelinus namaycush (lake trout) is the source of this 3237-nucleotide messenger RNA. RefSeq names its product recombination activating 1 (gene rag1). Gene Ontology annotation, biological process: adaptive immune response; V(D)J recombination; pre-B cell allelic exclusion. The coding region runs from base 1 to 3237 and encodes 1078 amino acids. The record is from RefSeq and is a predicted model, not a curated record. Gene Ontology annotation, cellular component: DNA recombinase complex; endodeoxyribonuclease complex; nucleus. Gene Ontology annotation, molecular function: sequence-specific DNA binding; ubiquitin protein ligase activity; metal ion binding. Lineage: Eukaryota; Metazoa; Chordata; Actinopteri; Salmoniformes; Salmonidae. The transcript has 3 exons.
AUGGAGGAGGGGACCCUGGAGACAUAUGCUCCCCGGUGCUCCAUGCCGGCCGAGCUCCAUCACCCCUACUCCAAGUUUUCAGACUGGAAGUUCAAGCUGUUCCGGGUCAGGUCCAUGGAGAGGGCCCCGCUGCCCGGGGAGAUGCAGCUAGAGAGAGGGGCCUUGUCUGGGGUUGUGACCUCUGCACCCCUGGGGGAAACUGUGGGGGAUGUGGUGGGUCUCCCAGGGAGUGUGAUGAAGCUUUGCCUGGGGGGUAAGAGCAAGGAGAACGUAGAGGGCCCGGGAAAGAGAGUGGACCUGAAACUCCAGGAGAUGGACACACACAUGAACCACCUCAGGUGUCUGUGCCGUCUCUGUGGAGGGGCCCUGAGGAAAGCCAAAGGUCCAGAGCAUGAAGUCCAGGGGCUUCUGGACGAGACUAGCAGGAGUGCCCUGCGUAGGAUGGGCUGCAAGGCCACCAGCUGGCCAGAGGUCAUCCUCAAGGUCUUCAAAGUGGACGUGGCGGGGGACAUGGAGGUCGUCCAUCCGCCAUUCUUCUGCCAGCGCUGCUGGACAUUGGCCAUGCGAGGAGGGGGCUUCUGCAGCUUCUCCAGGACCCAUGUCCCUGAGUGGAGACCCCACACCACCCUCUGCCUCCUCUGCCACCCCAAGAAACCCUCACUACAGAGGAGAGGGAGAAAGAGGAGGAAGCCCACUCGUGGAGCCCAACGCCUGGCCAAGAGGACCAAGUGGGACCUCCAGGAUAACGCUGCUACUGUUGGUGAGAAGAGAGCCUGGAGAACAGUGAUAGAUCCUCACCAGGGACCUGGACUUAGACCCUGGGUGAGAUCCAGCAUCCAGAGAGCUCAGUGGGUGAAGAGCAUCACCCUCUGCCAGAAAGAGCACCUUAGUGCCAAACUGCUGUCCGAGGACCUCCCUGUGGACUUCCUGAGCUCAGUCACCUGUCAGGUGUGUGACCACCUGUUGUCUGAGCCCGUCCAGUCCCCCUGCAGACACCUCUUCUGCCGCAGCUGCAUCGCUAAAUACAUCUACUCUCUGGGCCCCCACUGCCCGGCUUGCACCCUGCCCUGCGGCCCUGCCGACCUUACUGCCCCAGCUAAGGGCUUCCUGGGGGUCCUGCACUCCCUGCCGCUGCUUUGCCCCAGAGAGAGCUGUGGGGAGCGGGUACGGCUGGACUCCUUCAGAGCCCACUGCUUGGGUCACCAUCUGGAGGAAGUGGAUGGGGACCACAAGUCAGCAGAAAAUUGCCUGGACAACUUCCUGCCCAUCAACAAAGGGGGAAGGCCCCGACAGCAUCUCUUGUCACUGACGAGGCGUGCCCAGAAGCACCGGCUGAGGGACCUGAAGACCCAGGUGAAGGUGUUUGCAGAGAAGGAAGAAGGUGGAGACACCAAGUCGGUGUGCCUGACCCUGUUCCUGCUAGCUUUGAGGGCGGGAAACGAACACCGGCAGGCAGAUGAACUGGAGGCCAUGAUGCAAGGCAGGGGCUUUGGCCUGCAUCCUGCUGUGUGUCUGGCCAUCCGGGUCAACACGUUCCUGAGCUGCAGCCAGUACCACAAGAUGUACCGCACCGUCAAGGCCACCAGUGGACGCCAGAUCUUCCAGCCUUUGCACACCUUACGCGCUGCAGAGAAGGAGCUCCUCCCAGGCUACCACCCCUUUGAGUGGCAGCCGGCCCUCAAGAGUGUGUCCACAUCCUGCCAUGUGGGGAUCAUUAACGGGCUAUCAGGGUGGGUCGCUUCGGUGGACGAUUCCCCAGCAGAUACAGUCACGCGUCGGUUUCGCUACGACGUGGCCCUGGUGUCGGCCCUGAAGGACCUGGAGGAGGACAUCGUGGAGGGGCUGAGAGAGCGAGGCCUGGAGGACAGUGCUUGCACCUCGGGCUUCAGCGUUAUGAUCAAGGAGUCCUGCGAUGGCAUGGGGGACGUCAGUGAGAAGCAUGGCGGAGGGCCGGCCGUCCCGGAAAAGGCUGUGCGUUUCUCCUUCACCAUCAUGUCCGUCUCUAUUCAAGCUGAGGGAGAAGAUGAGGCGAUCACCAUUUUCCGGGAGCCCAAGCCCAACUCAGAGAUGUCCUGCAAGCCGCUCUGCCUGAUGUUUGUGGACGAGUCGGACCACGAGACUCUCACAGGUGUCCUGGGGCCUGUGGUGGCCGAAAGGAACGCUAUGAAGCACAGCCGUCUCAUCCUGUCUGUGGGCGGCCUUUCUCGCUCCUUCCGCUUCCACUUCCGGGGCACGGGCUAUGAUGAGAAGAUGGUGCGAGAGAUGGAGGGUUUGGAGGCCUCUGGCUCCGCUUACAUCUGCACACUGUGUGACUCCACUCGGGCAGAGGCCUCCCAAAACAUGACUCUCCACUCUGUCACCCGCAGCCACGACGAGAACCUGGAGCGCUACGAACUUUGGAGGACCAACCCUCAUUCUGAGUCAGCUGAAGAGCUGCGAGACCGAGUCAAAGGCGUCUCUGCCAAGCCCUUCAUGGAGACCCAGCCCACACUGGAUGCCCUGCACUGUGAUAUCGGCAAUGCCACUGAGUUCUACAAGAUCUUCCAGGAUGAGAUAGGGGAGGUCUAUCACAAGGCAAACCCCAGCCGGGAGCAGCGUCGGAGCUGGCGGGCCGCCCUGGACAAGCAGCUGAGGAAGAAGAUGAAGCUGAAGCCUGUGAUGAGGAUGAAUGGGAACUAUGCACGGAAGCUGAUGACCCGGGAGGCAGUGGAGGCAGUGUGUGAGCUGGUGCGCUCAGAGGAGCGUCAGGAAGCCCUGAGGGAGCUGAUGGGGCUCUACAUCCAGAUGAAGCCUGUGUGGCGCUCCACCUGCCCGGCAAAGGAGUGCCCAGACCAGCUCUGCCGGUAUAGCUUCAACUCCCAACGCUUCGCAGAGCUGCUCUCCACCGUCUUCAAGUACAGGUAUGACGGAAAGAUCACCAACUACCUGCACAAGACCUUGGCCCAUGUGCCAGAGAUUGUGGAGAGGGAUGGCUCCAUCGGGGCCUGGGCCAGCGAGGGGAAUGAGUCUGGGAACAAGCUGUUCAGACGGUUCAGGAAGAUGAAUGCCCGCCAGUCCAAGACCUUUGAGCUGGAGGACGUGCUGAAGCACCACUGGCUCUACACAUCCAAGUACCUGCAGAAGUUCAUGGAAGCUCACAAGAACUCUGCCAAAGCUCUGCAGGCCACCAUUGACACUGUGGAGAGUCAGGAGACACAGGAGGAUGCUGACAUGUCACUGGAUGUCCCAGACUUUUGA